CGCCUUUGGUACAACUACUCAUCGUUCUUUCAGACAGGAAUUUUGAGUAACAGUCGGUAUGAUACCGAUACUACUAUUCGUAAGCUGUAUGCUUAUGAUGACCUCUCCACAGCUGAGUAGAUCCCUUCCAGUGAAUUACCAUUCGCUUCAUUCAGCUAUCGAGAAAUUUCAAGAUACAAAAGUCCCAGAGAAAUUUUCUGCUCAGGUUCCUGAACCAACUGAAAACAACGACGAUAUCUGUUUACUAUCCGACGAGCCCAUUAACAUCGAUGGAGGCCUGUACGGUAUCAGCCCUAGAUAUCAAAAUCAAUUUAUAACAGACUCAGAUUUGUUCAUUACUUUAGAAAUCGUCACACUGGUUUCAGUCAAUGCCACCUAUCCCUGGAGUUCUCUUAAUUGUUCAGGAAUCGAUACCGUCCCCUUGCCUGCCGCAUUUAAAUCCUACGAACUUCAUUCGACAGGUACCCCGAGUGUCCAACAAUCUUUCGGCCCACCACCACAUCCAACAUACGCGAGCAUGGCCAAAACAACGUAUGUGUCAUCUACUGAGUCAGACGCAGAACCGACAUGGAUACCUUAUCAUGCAGAAGUGACAACGGAUGAUGAUGAUUACCAAGAAGCCCAGAUCACCAUACAUGACAUCGUGCUUGCUGAGGAAGAAUGUGGUACCCCGAGUGUCCAACAAUCUUUCGGCCCACCACCACAUCCAACAUACGCGAGCAUGGCCAAAACAACGUAUGUGUCAUCUACUGAGUCAGACGCAGAACCGACAUGGAUACCUUAUCAUGCAGAAGUGACAACUGAUGAUGAUCAUUACCAAGAAGCCCAGAUCACCAUACAUGACAUCGUGCUUGCUGAGGAAGAAUGUGGUACCGUGACAGUCCUUUUCGGGAUGUCAGUCGUUCUGAUAGUGGUAAUGACGAUGCUGGUGUCGUUCUUCGUAAUGAACAAAGAAGAAUGGGUUCCUCACUGUUUCCUGAACAUUACCACGCCGCAGUUUCCAAAAUCCCGUGGCCGAGAGAAGUCCACUGGCCUUCACCAAGCUUAACCAUAAUAUGCCAUCCAUAUUAUGGUCAUUUACAAUCAAGAUCAUCUUGUCUCAUCAUCAAUCACCAGUCAUCUCCCUCAUACCACUCUGGAUGAGGUUUCAUCAGGUUGAUCAUGACAUCCAAUUCCAGUUUUCUUAAUAACAUUUUUACUACUGCUUAUAUAUUUUAUUAUUGUGUUUAUUGUAUGUAUUUCAUGUUUUCAGUAGUAGCCUAAUGAGUUAAAUAUUGUAUUCGUAAACUAAAUAAAUUUUAUCAGUGUUUUA
Molecule: messenger RNA, 1312 nt
Organism: Homalodisca vitripennis (glassy-winged sharpshooter)
Lineage: Eukaryota; Metazoa; Arthropoda; Insecta; Hemiptera; Cicadellidae
Exons: 4
Coding region: 59-1048 (329 amino acids)
Source: RefSeq, a predicted model, not a curated record